Gadus chalcogrammus (walleye pollock) is the source of this 1633-nucleotide messenger RNA. RefSeq lists its product as uncharacterized. The transcript is spliced from 2 exons. Bases 414 to 1073 code for a protein of 219 amino acids. The record is from RefSeq and is a predicted model, not a curated record. Lineage: Eukaryota; Metazoa; Chordata; Actinopteri; Gadiformes; Gadidae.
UUGUUAUCACAGGACUGGUGGAGCUCUUCAAAAGAGCAAAUGGCUGGACACAUUACCAGCUGUUGGUCUGGAGGAGACUGUUCAUGACAUUGAUGAUGGACACAAUUCCUCAGAAGUGAUACCACCGCUACCAGAGAAGACCCAAGUCCUCUGCAAGGAAGAUAUAAUUGGACAACCAGCUUCCAUUGUCUACCAUAGCUGUCUUAAACAGCUGGCUCAGUAUCUCGUCGUACCAAUCCCCAAGUGCAACACAAAGGACCCAGUAACUGAUGCUGAAUGUGGAGCACUUAGACCAUUUGAAGUGAAAAUAACUUCCAGGGGCACAUCAGUUGUCGUGGAAUGGGUGAGUACUUGGUUAGCAAUAAAGACAUACUGUAGGAUCAGAUAUUUCACUUUGAGGGCAUAGUUUACACAUGCUUGUUAAUUAUUAUCUAUUUAAUGACAGCUACUGUUCUGUGCUGUGUUGCUCUUUUUUAAUUUUUCAGAUAUGUCAUCAGGGUCACAGUGUCUGGAGGUGGAACUCCCAGCCCACUCUAAAAUAUGGCAUGCAUGCAGGUGACUUCAUGUUGUCCUCGAACAUCCUCCUCUCUGGGAACAACUACGGGAAGGUGGCUCUGCUGUUCAAAUUCAUGAACUUGGGAAUAGUACAUAGAACAACAUUCUUUAAAAUCCAGGACGCCUACUGCGUUGACGCCAUCGAGGACUACUGGGAUGACAAGAGGUCAGCCAUUAUUACCCGGCUGAAAUCAAAGGACAGUGUAGUGGCCCUUGGUGACGGUCGUAUGGAUAGUCCUGGGUUUUCAGCACAGUACUGUACAUACACAACGAUGGACAACGACAGUAAAGAGAUCAUAUCGAUUGUCAAUAUUGAUAAGAGGGAGACCCAGAAGAAUUCUGUAAUCAUGGAGAAGGAGGCUUUCAUCCGGACCUUUGAGACUCUCCACCAAGAGAUUCGCCUACAAGAGUUUUGCACUGAUGCUCAUUCACAGAUCUCGGCGCUCUUCAGUAAGUGCAAAGAUAUUUAUGUGUAUAAUUUUACGGAUGAAGUAUUGCUCUAUGUAAUUCAUGAUUGAUCAUUGUCAAAAUGUUUUAGCCUGCGUCUAACAUAUAUCUGUUUGCAUCCUUCCAUGCAGAUCCAACAUAAGGCAGGUUCAAGGACUCUGGUGUUCGACACACCCUUGACAUCUGGCAUGGGUCAAAGAACUUGCGUAAAAAAAUCCAUGCAGUAAGUUCCUGACUUCGAUUCUGUUAUUGGUCCUUGAUAAUAGAUUGUUAUAAUACUAAGUCAAACAACACAGUUUUUCCUACUUGAUUUCUACUCAUGUUGUUUAUGUUAAAACAACUUCUUUGAGAUGAUGAGCACAAUGACUGAAUUGUAAAGGUCUUGCCAUUUCCUGCCAUUCAGUUAUAAGCCAGGUGUCUAGCACACAGAUGGUGAUUACAUCAGGUUCCUGGUUCCAGAGAAUUUGCCAAAUCAACAUUGAUGACAAAGUCUGAGCUUUAUUUAAAGGCCCACUAUGCAACUUCGGGAAUUUCUUCGCUGUUUUCUUGGUUUUGGCACGCACAUUUCUCUACACAGCGCCCCCUACAGCUUCGUAGUCGAUAUUUUACAACACUGUGGUAACAACUCGUU